AUGACGCUGUCCCUGGCCCUGACAGGGCUUGUAGCCUCACUCAUCCUGGCCCAGCCAUGUGAGAGCACUGCCCCAGCCUCCCCCCAGGCAGUGGAGACCACAGUCCUUCAGGACUGUAUAGCAGAGGCCAAGUUGCUGGUGGACACUGCCUACAAUCAGACUCAGAGGAGCUUCAGGCAGCGCCUGCGUAGUGGAUCCGCCAGCCCCAUGGAUCUCCUGUCCUACUUCAAGCAACCAGCAGCAGCCACCAGGACAGUGGUUCAGGCUGCCGAUUAUAUGCAUGUGGCCUUGGGGCUGCUGGAGGAGAAAUUACAACUCCAGGCAUCAGGAACCUUCAAUGUUACUGAUGUGCUGACAGAACCCCAGCUGCAGCUGCUGUCCCAGGCCAGUGGCUGUGCUCGCCAGGACCAGGUGGAGAAGUGCAGUGGCAAAUAUCGCACCAUCACUGGGAGAUGCAACAACAGGAGGAGACCCUGGCUGGGGGCCUCCAACCAGGCCCUGGCCCGCUGGCUGCCUGCAGAGUAUGAGGACCGGCUGUCGCGCCCUUUCGGCUGGACUCCAGGCAGGAGGCGCAACGGCUUCCUCCUCCCUCUUGUCCGGGCAGUCUCCAACCAGAUCGUGCGCUUCCCCAGGGAGAGGCUGGCCUCCGACCGGGGCCGGGCCCUCAUGUUCAUGCAGUGGGGCCAGUUCAUCGACCAUGACUUGGACUUCACCCCCACGUCCCCAGCCACAGUGGCCUUCACUGCGGGCAUUGACUGUGAGAAGACCUGUGCUCAGCUGCCCCCCUGCUUCCCCAUCAAGAUCCCGCCCAAUGACCCCCGCAUCAAGAACCAACGGGACUGCAUCCCCUUCUUCCGCUCCGCACCCUCGUGCCCACGGAACAGAAAUCAAGUCCGCAAUCAGAUCAACUCGAUCACCUCCUUCCUGGACGCCAGCAUGGUGUAUGGCAGCGACGUCUCGCUGGGCCGGCGGCUGCGCAACCGGUCCAACCAGCGGGGGCUGCUGGCGGUCAACACGCGCUUCCACGACCACGGCCGCGCCCUGCUGCCCUUCGACAGCCUGCGGAAUGACCCCUGCCUCCUCACCAACCACUCCGUGAACAUCCCCUGCUUCCUGGCAGGUGACUUCCGAUCAACUGAAACUCCCAUGCUGACUGCCGUGCAUACCCUCUUUGUGCGAGAACACAACCGGCUGGCUGCUGCGCUGAAACGCCUGAAUCCCCGGUGGAGUGGAAACAAGUUGUACCAGGAGGCUCGGAAGAUCGUGGGGGCCAUGGUCCAGAUCAUCACCUACCGAGACUAUCUACCUCUAGUUCUGGGCAAGGCCCGUGCCAGGAGAGCCCUGGGGCCCUACAGGGGGUAUAACUCCAAUGUGGACCCCCGUGUGGCCAACGUCUUCACUCUGGCAUUCCGCUUUGGCCACACCAUGCUCCAGCCCUUCAUGUUACGUUUGGACAACCAGUUCAGGGCCUCAGCACCCAAUUCACACGUCCCACUUAGCUCUGUCUUCUUUGCCACCUGGAGGGUUGUGCAUGAAGGUGGCAUUGACCCCAUCAUCCGAGGCCUCAUGGCCACCCCUGCCAAGCUGAACCGUCAGGAUUCCAUGUUAGUGGAUGAGCUCCGGGACAGACUCUUCCAGCAAGUGAAAAGGAUCGGGCUGGACCUGGCAUCUCUCAACAUGCAACGCAGUCGGGACCAUGGCCUCCCAGGGUACAAUGCUUGGAGGCGCUUCUGUGGGCUUUCCCAGCCCCGGAAUCUGGCACAGCUCAGUCAAGUCCUGAGAAACCAUAAUUUGGCAAGGAAGUUCCUGAAUCUGUACGGGACACCUGACAACAUUGACAUCUGGGUUGGGGCCAUUGCAGAGCCUUUAUUGCCAGGGGCCCGAGUGGGGCCUCUUCUAGCUUGUCUUUUUGAGCACCAGUUUAGAAAAGUCCGAAGUGGAGACAGGUUCUGGUGGCAGAAACGAGGUGUUUUCACCAAGCGACAGCGCAAGGCCCUGAGACGGAUUUCCUUGUCUCGAAUUAUAUGUGACAAUACUGGUAUCACCACUGUUUCAAGGAACAUAUUCAGGGCCAACAUCUACCCCCGCGGUUUUGUGAGCUGCAGCCACAUCCCCAGGUUGAACCUGUCAGCCUGGCGAGGCCGGUGA
This is a messenger RNA of Talpa occidentalis (Iberian mole), 2148 nucleotides long. RefSeq names its product eosinophil peroxidase (gene EPX). Gene Ontology annotation, biological process: response to oxidative stress. The transcript is spliced from 12 exons. Lineage: Eukaryota; Metazoa; Chordata; Mammalia; Eulipotyphla; Talpidae. The record is from RefSeq and is a predicted model, not a curated record. Bases 1 to 2148 code for a protein of 715 amino acids. Gene Ontology annotation, molecular function: peroxidase activity; heme binding.